AUGACUUCGGUCAUCUCCAAGUUCGUCGUCAAGACCCUGUGCGACCACCGGGGAAGUUUGGACUUCCAGCGUCUGGACGAGGAGAUCGCGCAGAAGUUCACCGUCGCGAAUUCGGUCCUGCAGGUCGUCCUCUUCGACGACGCCAAAGUGUCCAUCCGGGAGGGCCGACAGAGAGUCGCCGAGGGACAAAUACUCAGCCGGGACAGUCUGAUCGUGGCCAAAAGCAGCCUGCGGGUCUGCCAGAGGAGACCCGGGGAAUGUCCCCGCUGCGACGCCUUGCACAUCUGCAAGUUUUACGUUUGCGGAGAAUGCACGUUCGGACUCAAAUGUAAAAAUCCCCACAGCCUGGAUGAUGCGUACAACGCUGGGAUUCUGAGAAGACAUGAUCUUCAGGAUUUGACAGAGAAACAGCUGUUCCAGCUGUUACUGCAGAAUGAUCCUUACCUGCUUCCUGAGAUUUGCCCACAUUUCAACAAAGGAAAUGGUUUGCACGGUUCCUGCAAAUUCACCACUGCGUGCACCAAGCUUCACAUCUGCCAGCACCAUCUCCAGGGAGACUGCAAGUUUGGCUCCUCGUGUAAGAGAUCCCACGAGGUCAACGUGCAACAAACAAAGGCACUCCGAGUCAGUCAGGAGAUCAUCAAAAACCUUCCUGAGAUCUACAGAAAUAAAUUCAUCAUCCAGGGUCAACGGGAGACACCCGCUGUACCCGCGCUGCCAGAGGGGACCCCGCCGCCUCAGGAGCUUUGCCAGAAGAAACCCAGACCCCCUGCUGGCUCCGCCUCCCCGUCUCAACCCCCGAGCGACGCCGACACCAAUGAAAUCUGCCUCUUCUUCAUCCGCAGGCACUGCAGCUUCAAGGAGAAGUGCGUCCGCGUCCAUUGGCACCUUCCCUUUAGAUGGCAGGCGUUGGACAGCGAUGGUGUGACGUGGAAGGACCUGCCCGCUAUGGAGGACAUCGAGCGGGCCUACAGCGACCCGUGCAACGACACCAGCUGCACCAAGCCGCUGUCGCCCCCCUCCAGGAUUCUCAGUUUCUUGUCCCUGCAAAGUUCCGAAUCCCCCCCCACCACUGACUUUGUGACGAUGACGCACGGGGGGUCUCCAGUUCGUCGGUUGUCCACUGCGUCCUCUGUGUCCAAGCCCCCUCACUUCAUCCUAACAACGCAGUGGCUGUGGUACUGGAAGGACGACAUCGGGCAAUGGCUGGAGUUUGGACAAAAUGGCGCCGACGGGCAACCAGCCUCUGUCACUUGUGAAACUCUGGAGAACGUGUACCUGGCGGACAGAGACACGGAGGUCCCUUUUGGUAUGGGCAAACACCAGUAUGUCCUCCACUUCAAAGGCGCAGCGGGAACCGGGGAGAUGUAUCAGCAGAAUGUCAAAUUCAAAACCAAGCGCGAGGUCAGAAGGAGGCCUCGCUUUGUGUCCGCUCACGACGUGGAGGUGAAACUCAAAAGUGUCCCAUCGCAAGGCUCCAGCUCCUCCGCCGCUGACAGCUUCCCACCCCACUGGGACGCAACCGCUCUGCCAGACUUUGGAUACAAGCUCAUCUCGCUCUCUAAAUCUGCAAAGGAGUACGUUAUGAUUGAGAAGCUGUUUAAGCGCACCAUGCCCCGCAGAAACAUCAACAACAUCCAGAGGAUCCAGAACCCGUCUCUGUGGAAAGUCUUUCAGUGGCAGAAACAGCAGAUGAAGGAGAGGAACAAGGUCACGUCGGUGAAUGAGCAGUACUUGUUCCACGGGACGGACGCGUCCCUGAUUGACGCCAUCUGUGAGCAAAACUUUGAUUGGCGGAUGUGCGGCGUCCACGGCACGUCCUACGGCAAAGGGAGUUACUUUGCCAGGGACGCGUCCCGCUCUGACUGUUACGUCCAGGUCAAAAGCGGUCAACACCGGAUCAUGUUCGUUGCUCUGGUCCUGGUGGGGGAGCACGCCAAGGGGAGCAGCAGCUUCGUCCGGCCCCCACCGAAAGGAAACGGCAAGACCCUCUACGACAGUUGCGUUGACAGCCAGAGCGACCCCAGCAUCUACGUUGUGUUCGAAAAGCAACAGAUUUACCCAGAGUAUCUCAUCGACUACUCAUAAGUUACAGCUUGUUGCAAAAAGGGUGAAGGGAAACAAACCAAAAAAAAAAAAAGUAUUUGCACAGAGGUGGGAGAAAUAUUUAAGCACAUGUACAAAUUCUGUGUUCAAAAGUAGAAAAACAAUCAUUUAGAGGAUGUAAGAAUAUGGUUCUCUUGUGGAAGGCAGUUGGACGUAAAAAUAAGUCAAUGGGAUUCCUUUUGUUUGAUUAUUGUAGUUUUGCCAGAAAAACCGUAUUACAGAAUGUUUACCAAGAAAGGGAUGCUUAUGCUGUUUCAAUAUAAACCGGGUGAUACUUACAGAUCGUUUACAGAUCAUUAAAGAACUGCAUGUUCAUACCAAUAAAGUUCAAA
Messenger RNA from Gasterosteus aculeatus aculeatus (three-spined stickleback), 2438 nucleotides. It is a transcript of the gene parp12a, whose product is annotated as poly (ADP-ribose) polymerase family, member 12a. Gene Ontology annotation, molecular function: NAD+ poly-ADP-ribosyltransferase activity; metal ion binding. The record is from RefSeq and is a predicted model, not a curated record. NCBI's taxonomy places the organism in Eukaryota, Metazoa, Chordata, Actinopteri, Perciformes, Gasterosteidae. Gene Ontology annotation, cellular component: nucleus.